Messenger RNA from Parnassius apollo (apollo), 324 nucleotides. Lineage: Eukaryota; Metazoa; Arthropoda; Insecta; Lepidoptera; Papilionidae. The record is from the annotation of a GenBank genome assembly.
AUGCCGACUCUGAUGCAAAGUAUGCUCAAAUUAGAAAUAGCAACAUUAUUUGCAAAAUUCGAAAUGAAAAUCGAAGAUAGUAUAAAUAUAACUCCAGUCAAUUCAUUCAAUUCAUCCGAAGCCAGUAUGUUACAAGCUGUUGAAGAAGCCAGUAUGUUAAAAGGUCUGCCUGAAUUGUCAUCAAGCGUAAUAGAUGAAUUAUUACAUGAUACACAACAUGUUCAGUCAAGUGAAGCAAAUCAAGACCAAAAUAUAUCUGAAUUGUCUGAGCUCAGACGUUGCUAUGAAGAAGCCGCUGAAGUAAUUAAUAAUGAUGAUGGAUAA